This is a messenger RNA of Dictyostelium purpureum, 3627 nucleotides long. RefSeq lists its product as uncharacterized. The record is from RefSeq and is a predicted model, not a curated record. Gene Ontology annotation, biological process: protein phosphorylation. The transcript has 3 exons. Gene Ontology annotation, molecular function: ATP binding; protein kinase activity; guanyl-nucleotide exchange factor activity. NCBI's taxonomy places the organism in Eukaryota, Evosea, Eumycetozoa, Dictyosteliales, Dictyosteliaceae. The coding region runs from base 1 to 3627 and encodes 1208 amino acids.
AUGGUUGGUGGAUUACCAAGUUCAUCAUUAUGGAAUAUAGAAUAUGAAGAUUUGUUAUUUAAAGAAUUAAUUGGUAAAGGAAAUUUUGGGUGUGUUCACAGAGGUAGUUAUUUGGGUGUAGAUGUAGCAAUAAAAAAGAUAACAAUGUUUGAUGAUGCCGAGUAUUGUAAAUAUACAGAAAGAGAAGUUAAAGCGUUAAGGUAUAUUAGACAUCCAUUGGUAGUUCAUUUUUUUGGUGCAUGUAGGCAUGAAACAGGUUUUUAUUUAAUUACAGAGUUUAUAGAAGGAUUGGAUUUAAGAAGAUACCUCAAAUCAACUCCAAAGGCACCAAGAUGGAUAUCACGUGUCAACAUUGCACUGGGUGUAGCUAAAACAUUCCUAUUUUUACACUCAAAGAAUAUAUUGCAUAGAGAUUUAAAGUCAAAGAAUAUUUUAUUGGAUAUCUCUAGAAAUCAGAUAAAGUUAUGCGAUUUUGGUUUUGCUCGUAUUGGCAGUCAGUAUAGCAGCGGCUCAGACAGUAGCUCUAGCGAAGAAGAAUCAGAUCCUGAAGUGGUGCAGACUGAAGGCCCUUAUGCAUUCAAUGGUAAUGGUAGAGCCGCUCAUUAUAGGUUACGAAGAAUGUCCAUUUGUGGUACACCAAGCUUCAUGGCACCAGAGGUAUUACUACAACAAAAAUACGAUUGGAGUAUAGAUGUUUUUUCCUUUGGCAUUUUAAUGUCUGAAUUGAUAACACUGAAAAGGCCAGGUAAAGACUAUUGGGUUAGAAAUGCAAACAAUGGUUUCGAUAUUAACAUAGAAGAAUUAAAUUCACAUAUACCUUCACCAAAUGAUUGUCCAGUGCAAUUUUAUGAUCUCUGUUUAAAGUGUUGUUCAUAUAAAAAUACAAAUAGACCAAAGUUUUCAGAUAUUGUAAAUAUUUUAGAAUCAAUUAAAGAUCAAUUAGAAUCAUCAGAACAACCAUUAAAAAAACAAUCAUCUUUUAAUAAUAGCAAUAGUAUAAAUAAUAAUAAUGGUAAUAGUAAUAAUAAUAAUGGUAAUAAUAAUAAUUCUUGUAUAGAUAUAGAAAAAUUAAAUAUUAGUAAUAAUAGUAUAUGUGAAAUUAGUGUUAGUAAUAAUAGUUAUAUGACAAAUAAAAGUAGUAGUAGUAAUUUAUUGUCAACAAGUAGCGCUUAUCAACCACAGCAACCAUCACCAUUACAACAAUCGCAGUCAUCACAACAGUUACAUCAAUCACAAUCACAACAACAACAACAACAAAAAUCAAAAAUUGUUGGUAAAUUAUUAAGUUCAAAUUUUGAUUCUUGUGUAACUACAAACCCAAUUUCAAUAUUUAAAGAAAGAAAGAGGCCACAAUCAUUUAAUAAAUUAUUAAGAGUAAAUACUGCAAAUUUAUUAAGUACUAGUCAACAACAACUACAGCCUUUACAACAAUCACAAUCACAGGCCCAGUUACAAUUAGAUGAAUCAAUACCAUUACAACAAUAUGAUAAAGAAGGUGUACUUAAAUUAAAUCAAACUCAAUUCCCAAAUGGUUGGAAGGAAUUUGGUGUCGAUUCAACAGUUCAAAAAGUUUGGGUAGUUUAUCAAUCAAAUAUUGUUAAAAUCAAUCAAUUAUCUCAACAAACUCAAAUAAAUCAAAAUAAUAAUUUAAUUGAAAUAAUAUGUUGUAAUAUUAUAAAAUUAAAAAAACAUUCAAUUACUAUUGGUGUAAUAGACUGCAAUAAUUUAGUAACAGGAUGCUGUAUUGUUAAUGUGAAGCCAUAUAUAAAAGAAUAUCCACAUGUACCAAAAUUAUUUAAAUUUAAUCAACAAGAGCAACAACAAAAAGAAUCAAAUUUAAUUACAAACAAUUUAGAAUUAGAAAUUUUAAUUAAACUACAAGCUAGAACAAGAGGUUGGUUGGUAAGAAGAAGAUAUAGAUUGAUCGAAAAUGAAUUUACAUACAAGAGACAAUUAGAUCAAGUAUUAAAGUCAUAUUUAUUACCAAUUCAAUCGAAAUUUAGAAUCAACAAGCCAUUGUUAAACUAUAAGGAGAUUGGUUCAAUUUUUUCAAAUAUAGAGUCAUUAACAGAGAUUCACAACGAAUUGCUAAAGAUUGUUUCAGAGAUUUCAAGAUCACCAUUUUUUAUUAUGAAUUUUGAAACUGAAAGAGAUCAACCUCAAGAGAAAAUAUUGUUAAAUAAUAAUGAAGAGUUUACAAAUGUUUCGAUCAAUGCUAAAAAUAGUUCAAAUCAAAUCAAUUCGAUAACUCAAUUUAUUGUAAAGAAUAUUUCACAGAUAAAGAAUCAAUAUGGUAUCUAUACGUUCAAUUUCAAGUUUGCUACAAAUAUUUUGAAUUGGUGUAAAUUAAACCCAGAUUUAACAAUAUUUUUGGAAGGUAUAAGAAAUCAAUUAAACCAGCAAUUCCCCGAAGAAGAGAAUGAUUUGUCAUCACUUUUAAGUUUGCCAAUUAAUAAAAUUCAAAAGUAUCUAUCAGUAUUUGAAAAGUUGGCACAAAUUACACCAAUUACUCACUCUGAAUAUAAAGAUAUUAAGACAGCUUAUACUUUAAUAAAAGAAACAAGCAACUAUAUUCAAACUCAGUUGGAAAUGUCAUUCGAACAUAGUCAUAUCAUGAGUAUGGAUAUCAUGCUUCAAAGAAAAGAUAAUGUUUCCUUGAUCCAAAGCGGUAGAUGGUUCGUCAAACAGGGUUUAUUAGAAUCUUUGAAUAAAAAUAACAAACAAUAUUAUUUGUUUUUAUUAUCAGAUAUUUGUUUAAUAACUAAACCAAUUAAAUCAAAAUCAAACAGUGAAUCAAAGCAUAAUCAUCACCAUCAUCACCAUAAUAGAGAAUUCAAUUUAACCACAUCAAAUAAUAACCUCAGUAACUAUAGGAAUAAGAGUAAUAAUAAUAAUAAAGAAGAUUUGGCAAAUAGUAUAAAUACAGGUUUAGCUACCUCAACCGCAACAAAUAAAGAGGUAUUGGUGAAUAAAAAGUAUUUCUAUAGAUUAAGAAAAACUUUAAGUUUACACGAUGUUUCAAUGAAAAUUAAUCCAGAUUCGCCAAAUAGUGUAUUAUUCUUCAUCCCAAACAAGGUUUAUAAAUGGAGUCUACCAACCGAGGAAGAGGCUAGAGAUUGGGUAAAUGACUUUGGAAGAACCACAAUUCUUAUUUAUCGUAAUCAAUCAACUAAUGGUGCUUCAGAUCAAAAUGAAAUGAAUCAAAUCCAUCAUAUUAAUAAUCAAACAUUACCAUCAGCAAGUGAAGCUAAAGAAAAAGGUUUUAUAAAAAGAUUUAGAUUAAGUUUUAGUGCCGGUACUGAUAGAAAACCAACAUUGUAUCAAAUUCAUUCUUCAUCUUCAUUGACAUCAGAAACGACCAGUAUUAAUAGUGGUGGUAUUUCAAGUAAUAAUAAUUCACCAAAUACCCCAAUUAAAUCAGUAUUAUCAUCUCCAUCAAUAAAUUAUACACCACUAAAUAAUAAUGAAAAUAAUGAAAAUCAACAAACAAAUCAAGAUUUCCAAUUUGCAGUACCAACAGCUCCUGCUGAUAAGAAAAAGAAGAGAAAUAGCUUUUCAAGUAAAUUAAAAAGAUUAAGCGUUACAUUUGGGGAAAAUAAAAAAAAUAAAGAACAUUCAAGAGAAUAA